AGGAAGGAGGCGCUUCGCGCUUUGACCCUCGGCGCCGCCCGUCGCAGAGAUAGAGCGGGAAAGUCUGACCCAUCAGUGGAGCGCCUGCCGGGGCUGUCCGCAGUGAUGGAGGAGGUGGAGGCUGAGGAGCAGGAGGAGUUCUCUCACCGGCAGAGGCUGAAGGCAGCGGUUCACUACACGGUCGGCUCUCUCUGCCAGGAGGUUGCGCUGGACAAACAGGUGCACUUCAGCAAACAGACCAUUGCAGCCAUCUCCGAGGUGACUUUUCGACAAUGCGAAAGCUUUGCCAAAGACCUUGAAAUGUUUGCCAGGCACGCCAAAAGAAGUACAGUCACCACUGAAGACGUGAAGCUCUUAGCGAGGCGGAGUAAUUCACUGCUGAAAUACAUUACAGAGAAGAAUGAAGAGAUUGCCCAGCUUAACCUGGAACGAAAGGCCAAGAAGAAAAGAAAGACGGAGGAUGAAAACAGGAGCUCUAGGGAGCUGGGUACUGAAGAGCUGGGCAGUGAAAGCUGAGCCCUGGCCACUUGGAAGGGGCGCUUUCAGCGGGAAGCAGUGCACCCCACGAGGUUGGCCGCAGGGAUAAGUACAGACAUUCUUAAGAAAGAUCCCAAGCGGAUGGGCAGCUUUCCAUUCGGCCUGUUUGAAGUCAUUCUCAUUCUCGGCAGAAGCUUAAAAGCUGGGAAUUCCUGCAAAGCCACCCCUAUGCUUUACCUGGCACGCGAAAGGCUUGCGCUUGGGUGGCACACCGUGACUUAGUGACUGGUAAAAUGGGUUAGCAGUCAGACGUGCUGGCUGUUGUGGGGUGAGCUUAUGGAAGGGUGAAUAAAGCUGUGUUUGCUGGCU
Molecule: messenger RNA, 846 nt
Organism: Mastomys coucha (southern multimammate mouse)
Lineage: Eukaryota; Metazoa; Chordata; Mammalia; Rodentia; Muridae
Gene: Cenps
Product: centromere protein S
Exons: 5
Coding region: 106-516 (136 amino acids)
Biological process (GO): replication fork processing; resolution of meiotic recombination intermediates
Cellular component (GO): Fanconi anaemia nuclear complex; FANCM-MHF complex
Molecular function (GO): protein heterodimerization activity; chromatin binding
Source: RefSeq, a predicted model, not a curated record